Physeter macrocephalus (sperm whale) is the source of this 1895-nucleotide messenger RNA. RefSeq names its product peptide YY (gene PYY). Gene Ontology annotation, molecular function: neuropeptide Y receptor binding; neuropeptide hormone activity. NCBI's taxonomy places the organism in Eukaryota, Metazoa, Chordata, Mammalia, Artiodactyla, Physeteridae. Gene Ontology annotation, biological process: feeding behavior; neuropeptide signaling pathway. Gene Ontology annotation, cellular component: extracellular region. The transcript has 4 exons. The record is from RefSeq and is a predicted model, not a curated record. Bases 1394 to 1687 code for a protein of 97 amino acids.
UAAACAGGAGUCCUUUCCGGUUUCCUUCAAAGGCCCUGGCUGAAGAUAUUUGCCCCUGAGCCCAGUGGAGAUUGCAAUGGGCUGGGGAUGGUGGCAUGUUCUUGGGCAGGCCUGGCAUCACUCAAUCCUAUAAGACACCAGUGUCCUGAGUGAUACCUGGAUGGAGAUGGGGGCACACUGCCUUGCAAGGGAUCUCUAUGCCAGGCCUGCUGGACCUGAGUCUGUAUGUGUCAGGCUGGGUGCACAGAUGGCUGACUCAGCUGCUUCUGGGGAGGGAACUGGCUUUUGCCUCCUCCCCCCGCUCUCCCCAACUCUUUUUUUUUUUUAAAUUUAUUUAUUUUUAUUUUUGGCUGCGUUGGGUCUUUCUGCUGCGUGAGGGCUUUUCUCUAAUUGCGGCAAGCGGGGGCUACUCUUCGUUGCGGUGCGCGGGCUUCUCAUUGGGUGGCUUCUCUCGUUGCGGAGCAUGGGCUCUAGGCGCACGGGCUUCAGUAGUUGUGGCACGAGGGCUCAGUAGUUGUGGCUCGCGGGCUCUAGAGCGCAGGCUCAGUAGCUGUGGCUCACGGGCUUAGUUGCUCCGGCACAUGUGGGAUCUUCCCGGACCAGGGCUCGUACCCACGUCCCCUGCAUUGGCAGGCGGAUUCUUAACCACUGCGCCACCAGGGAAGCCCUCACCAGCUCUUUAACAGAGAGGAGACACAGUGGGGUGUCCAGAGAGGCCUCUCCUCCAGGACAUCAUAAACAGCAGGUCAAGAGCCAAGGUUAUAGCUCCCAUCCCUGCCUCCAGUAGAGAGAGAGUUUUCCCCACAGGUCCUGUCACUCCUUGGCCCUCCUCCAACAUAUUACAGAGCAGGGGCUGAAAAGGCUGGCUUUUGUAAGGAGUGAUCACAGGUCCCGCAGGCUGGAAAAAGUGGGUUUGGCCUCCUGCCCCCCCUCCCCCCGAGCCCGCACUCCCACCCGUGGACAGGCUAGGAAAGAUGGAAUCUCAGCCCUGAUCCUAGGGGUCAUCCCAGGAAACUAGAUCCAAAUGCUUCACUUCCUCCGAAGGCUAGACCUGCUGUUGGGGGGCUGUAGGGUGAAGAUGGGGUUCCGGCUAGGCACCCUAUCCAGAGGUACCUUGAGUGCGAGUGUGGGAGCUCGCCCCCUCCCCGGCUCCUUGGAGGUGGAGACAUCACGCACUGUCUGGGUGUAAGCUCAGAGAUCUGGCAUGGGGUGGAGGGAGGAAGGAAGAAGAGCCCUCCCCCCUCCAGCUCCCCCUCCCUUUCCAGGCCUGGAUAUAAGCCCCGCAGGGAAAGCCCCGAGCUGAGGAGGCCGCAGCCCGACCUGCAGCAGCCCAGCCCUUGGGACUCCUCUAGCCUUCCAUCUCCUGAUCAUCUCUGCCUCUGGAGCUGUCGCUAUGGUGACGGUGCGCAGGCCGUGGCCCGCCAUGGCCACAGUGCUGCUGGCCCUGCUCUUCUGCCUGGGGGCGCUGGUCGACGCCUACCCCCCCAGACCCGAGGCUCCCGGCGCACUCGCCUCGCCGGAGGAGCUGAAGCGCUAUUACCUCUCUCUGCGCCACUACCUCAACCUGGUCACUCGGCAGCGGUACGGGAAACGUGACAUCUCGGAAGUUCUCCUCUCCAAACUGCUCUUCCGCGAUCCCGAGGACCGACCCGUCAAGUCGCGGCCAGAAGGCGCCUACCUGUGGUGAAGACCCCCAAGGCCUCCAGAGAGAUACGCUGAUUCACCGACCUCAUUUGCAUGUUUGCUCCUGACCCCGGAACCUGGAUUCCUCUCCCGCUUGCUGCGUCUGGGGAGGGUUCAGGGUGGGGUCCUCAUUCCAUUUCUCGGUACCCCCGCCCCUGGGCUGGAGGGCUGUGUGUGGUCCUUCCUUGGUCCCUAAAUAAAGAGCAAAUUUC